Molecule: messenger RNA, 1045 nt
Organism: Tribolium madens (black flour beetle)
Lineage: Eukaryota; Metazoa; Arthropoda; Insecta; Coleoptera; Tenebrionidae
Exons: 3
Coding region: 199-876 (225 amino acids)
Source: RefSeq, a predicted model, not a curated record
CCUCUGAUGUUGUAGACAGUGCAAGAAACACAAUCAAUCCCGAAUGCAAACAACAAAAUUCACACUUUCUAUUUGUUGUAUUGUGUUCAUCCUCAUUCAUGCUCGGCUUCAUUUUGCAUAACUUGUGAUUAAGCUUCAACGAAAGUCCCCAAAACGUAUCAUUAGUGCCACACUCGAGCUCAAAUCAACACUACUAAAAUGCCCUCCAUUACACAUUUACUCCUCAUCUCAGUCCUAAUUUCCGAAAAUUUGUGCAACAACAUGACUGGCAAAUACCACACAAUGGAUACCCAAUCCAAGACCUAUAAACUACUAACAUUCAACACGGAACAAAACGGAGACAUCAGCAUGGAAUUGGCAUUCAACGUCCCAUUUAUCACAAUCCCGGUGAAAAAAUCCGUCGAUAUGGCCAAAGGUGCCAUUGCCAACCUCAACGUGGGGGCUGUAGUCCUCGCCGGGGCUAUCGCCUUCGCCUUCAGUAUCAUCAUCCCGGCAAUAGCCUUCCUCAUGUCCAAGAAAACACGAAACGGUGAUGGGCAAGCCUGGUGGGGCUAUUUGGAGCUGCUCGACCGCAGUUUGAGCGAAAAUGGGUUCGACUCGACGUCGUGUUUACAACGAGUGGUUUGUUGGGCCGUUAAAAAUUCCGCCCAAAAUGUGAAACAGGGGCACAGUUCGAGCAGUGAUAAGAUUAUCGAUGGGUUGGCGUCGAGUCAAUGGGUCCUGGGGAUGGUCGAAGGCUCGGUGGUACACGACGCCGUCAGAAAUGGGCUAGGGGGGAAAAACUGUGCCAAGGUGUAUGGGCAGUGCCAAAUAAUCCAAGAGUCCAUACGGAAAAUGACCAAAUUCGUACACACCAUCAAUAACAAGAAGAAAUAACGGUGAAUUGUGUGUCUAAUAAACAAUAAAAGACGAUUUUGAAGUGGUAAAAUUGGAUUUUUUGGGGUUGGUGGCUCGUUCGGUGUAUAUUUGGUUGCAUACAUUUGGGUGCAAAGCCAAAAUUGCAAUAAAAACGAAAUUUUUGGGGUAAAUUGGGUGUGAAAGGAAA